This is a messenger RNA of Saprolegnia diclina VS20, 497 nucleotides long. RefSeq names its product TKL protein kinase. Gene Ontology annotation, biological process: protein phosphorylation. The transcript is spliced from 2 exons. Lineage: Eukaryota; Oomycota; Saprolegniomycetes; Saprolegniales; Saprolegniaceae. The coding region runs from base 21 to 497 and encodes 158 amino acids. The record is from RefSeq and is a predicted model, not a curated record. Gene Ontology annotation, molecular function: protein kinase activity; ATP binding.
UCGAGUGCGUCGUCGAGUUUAUGAACCUCGGCGAUUUGAGAUCCUUCCUCGUCAACCAGUCGCCGGCGCAGUUUAGCUGGGAACAAAAGUACCAGUGUAUCCUCAGUAUCAUCGAUGGCCUCGUUUACCUCCACACGUACAGCCCACCGAUCAUCCACCGCGAUCUCAAGUCCCGCAACGUCCUUCUUGACUCGGUCAAGGGCACCAAGCUCACCGACUUUGGCGAGUCCCGCGCCGCCGAGGCCAAUGACACGAUGACCAACGGCAUCGGUACGCAUCUCUGGAUGGCGCCGGAAGUCAUCUCGGGCACAAACUACGGUGCACCCGCCGACAUGCACUCGUUUGGCGUCAUCCUCUCUGAGUUUGCGACGCACCAAGUGCCGUACGCCGACCUGCGCCACCCGGACACGGGCCUUCCUGUGAACCAACUCUACGUGAUGAACCACGUCCGCGAAGGCACGCUGCACCCGACCUUUGACGUGUCUCUCCCUCAAUGA